AUGCAGCUAGCGACGUUCGUGGACCGCGUGGGGGCGGCCAUCGCCGGUCAAGACGGUGAAUCGAUGGCACAGAUGCUGAAUCUGACGGGAGGCUGCGCAGGUGUGGAUCUGCGCGCAAUGACGGCUCAACAAGUGGUGCAGACGUGCCACAACAAGAUGGCACGCUUCAACGGAUACGCUGAGGUGGUGGCUGGCAUCAUGCUGGCGCGCAAGCACCUUGAUUCCCAGAGCUUUGCAGACGCAUACACUGCGCAAAUUGGUGCUGUCAUCAAGUUUAUGGAGAUGUUUAGGGAGGAAACCAACUGGGUUAUGCCCUUCCUACAUGUUCUGUUUGUGGACACGCGGCUACUAGCUACGAGAGCAGACUACGAGGCUUCGGAGAAGGCAGGAGACGAGAUCCACGACAGUCUACGCAGCGCUGAGCAGCAUUUAAAGAAAGGUUUCGCUAUGGCUGCCAAUGAUCGAGCUCCAUCCGAGCACAACAAGAAGAUGGGCGCGCUAUUCAUCGUGAACCAGCUCUUCAAGAUCUACUUCAAGCUCAACAUGAUCCACUUGUGUCGCAACCUUAUCCGUGCAGUGGAAGGCCCAGCGUUCCCCAAGUUUGAGCUCUUUAAUAAGAGCGACAAAGUCACGUACCAGUAUUAUGUAGGCCGCAUCUCCAUGUUCGAAGACCAGUACCAGAAGGCGGAGACAUGUCUCGACUACGCGUGGAAGCACUGCCAUCGUGGCAAGACGCGCAACAAGCGCAUGAUUCUGCAGUUCCUUGUGCCCGUGAAGCUGCUGCUGGGUAUCAUGCCGUCUCCUAACCUGCUGUCCGACUUUGCACUGGAAGAGUACACGGGUCUCACGGACGCCAUUCGAGACGGCAAUCUGCACCUCUUCACGGAGUAUCUGGCCCAGUACCAGGAUAAGUUCAUCCAACAAGGCGUGUAUUUAUUGAUUGAGAAGCUCCGCCUCUUGGUUCUGCGAAAUCUCUUCAAGAAAGUAUAUCUAAUCCAGCAGAGUCACCAACUGCAGAUGCAGGACUUCCAGUUGGCGCUGAACGUUGCCACGGGUCACUCGAUGGACAUGGAUGAGAUCGAGUGUGUCCUCACGAACCUCAUCUUCAAGGGCUACAUCAAGGGCUAUAUGUCGCACACGAAGAAGAUUCUCGUCGUCAGCAAGGCGCAACCAUUCCCUCCGAUCGUGGAUGUGUCGAGCUAGGUUGCAUGUGAGACGUGAACAACCUCAGGAAUAAUCUUGAUCUCUGUAACAAAACCACAGACU
Messenger RNA from Phytophthora infestans T30-4, 1266 nucleotides. RefSeq lists its product as uncharacterized. Gene Ontology annotation, cellular component: transcription export complex 2. The coding region runs from base 1 to 1203 and encodes 400 amino acids. The transcript is spliced from 4 exons. The record is from RefSeq and is a predicted model, not a curated record. Gene Ontology annotation, biological process: transcription elongation by RNA polymerase II; poly(A)+ mRNA export from nucleus; post-transcriptional tethering of RNA polymerase II gene DNA at nuclear periphery. NCBI's taxonomy places the organism in Eukaryota, Oomycota, Peronosporomycetes, Peronosporales, Peronosporaceae. Gene Ontology annotation, molecular function: double-stranded DNA binding; RNA binding.